Messenger RNA from Xenopus laevis (African clawed frog), 1632 nucleotides. RefSeq names its product death-associated protein S homeolog (gene dap.S). The record is from RefSeq and is marked provisional. Lineage: Eukaryota; Metazoa; Chordata; Amphibia; Anura; Pipidae. Gene Ontology annotation, molecular function: death domain binding. The coding region runs from base 88 to 405 and encodes 105 amino acids. Gene Ontology annotation, biological process: negative regulation of autophagy; apoptotic signaling pathway; cellular response to amino acid starvation. The transcript is spliced from 4 exons.
GCUGUAAAGAAGCACGUUGCUGUUUACUGUUUAUACAGAGUUUCUGGAGGGUUGCUGACAACUGACAACUUUAAACAGAAAGAAAACAUGUCUUCUCCUCCCAAAGAGAAAAUGGACAUCAAAGCCGGUCACCUUCCUGCUGUAAAGGCUGGUGGGAUGAGGAUAGUGCAGAAACAUCCUCACUCACCUCAUGUAGAAACUAAGGAGGACAAAGAUGAAGAAAACUGGGAAAGUGGCACAGUGCAACCUAAACCAACAUUGAUUAUUUCGGGAGCUGUUGCAAGGGGUGACAAGGAUUUCCCCCCAGUGGCAGCUCAAGUAGCUCAUCAAAAACCUCAUCCAUCGGUGGAAAAAUUGACUUCUGCUCACCAUGUGAACCACCACAUCCAUCAGCCUCGCAAAUGAAGGGUGGAAUAUAAAUAGAUGUGCAAUUGCGCUAACCAUUUGCCAAAAAAUAAAGAAUUAAAUCCUGAUCCAUAUCAUGGUCUGCCGCAACAGUUUAGCACUUAUUUAGUAACGAGUGCUUUGUUAGCUGCUUGAUAACUUCAUAUGAUUUCUUAAAAUCCUUGUGAUUUUCCAGCUGUAUUUUUAAAAUCCGGUACAAAUUGUUCAUGAUAAAAAAGUAGAUUUUGUAUUAUGCAUUUCAAUAAUUUUUACCCUGACUCCUGUGAAGGUUAGUUUCAAACAUAUGAUUCCUGGGUGCAUUGAAUUUGGGGUGAUCUAAUAAUAGUGUGGUCCAGUUUUGUCAGGUAGCAUUUAAUCAUUUUUAUUACAUAACCUCCAAAUUGGUUAUUCUCUCAGGAAUUUCAGUGUAAUUAAGUAAUGUAAUUUUAACACUUUCAUUAUCAAACAAAUAACACCAGAAAUUAAAUUUAAUAUGGUUACAUUGUUAGUCUACAAAGGAUUGGUAUGUGGAACUCAUGCAAAACUUUAUAGUGCUGCAUAUUUGUUUCUUCACGCUUUUCCAGAAAAAAAGUGAAAGCUCAUUUGAAAUGGUAUGUAAUAUUUUCCCUCAAAGUUUGGGAAUAGUAAUAGAAUCAUUAAUAGAUCAAUUUUUUAUUUUUUUUACAGUUAAGUGAUUCUGCAUACAUUUCUAUAUUUUUUAAACUAACAGUACUAUGAGCCGUUCUUGAUAUUGACCAUAGGCUGACUCCCAUAGUUAAUGUUACAUCAACUUUAAUGAACACUAAUGUUUUUUCCCAUUUAAUUCACAGUGAAAGAGAGAGAGAGAUAUCUGUUGAUAUGAGGAUCAUUUCUGAGUUUAUUUGAAAGUUAAACCAACAACUAAUGUCAUUACAUUAGCCAAAAAAAAGAAAUUGUUGUUUUUUAUAGUUAACAGUUAAAGAGCUUCAUUAAUAAAAGGAGCAAAACUUGCUACAUGUCUAAUCAGCUAGUGGCAUUUGUGUUUUAAAGCAAAUAUAUUAUUAGUUGCUAUGGGUUACCACUCAGGGCAAACUUAUUGAGGGUCUUCUGAUCUGGACUGUUGACCGCUUAUCCAUUUGAUCGAUGCUCAUAAUCAGCAGGCGUUUAAGAAAUUGCUUUGUAUAAUUAUAAAUAUAUGGCCUCAGUGAUAGCCAUAUAAUUUUUUUACUGUUAACUAUGUAUAAAAUGAUUGCUGAGCAAAAAAAAAAA